AUGCUGCUGCUGCUGCUGCUGCUGGAGAUCGUCUGCGUCUUGUGUGCUGCUUCGACGGUUGGGGCAUCAUCAAGCCAGCGCAAGUAUGACGGCAGCACACUCAGCUACGAUCCAAAGGGGAGAAUCUACCAGGUGGAAUACGCGAUGGAGGCCACCCGGCGCGGCCGCACCGUGCUCGGGGUCUGCGGGGGGGGUUGCGUGGCGCUGGUGACGAGAGACCCGUCGCCGCCGACGUCCUCGUGCCGCGCGGCGGGCCCGCACAAAGGCGUGUGGGCGGUAGAUACGCACGUCGGCAUCGCUGCUUGCGGGUGA
Ectocarpus sp. CCAP 1310/34 is the source of this 312-nucleotide messenger RNA. Lineage: Eukaryota; Phaeophyceae; Ectocarpales; Ectocarpaceae. The record is from the annotation of a GenBank genome assembly.